Menidia menidia (Atlantic silverside) is the source of this 2817-nucleotide messenger RNA. NCBI's taxonomy places the organism in Eukaryota, Metazoa, Chordata, Actinopteri, Atheriniformes, Atherinopsidae. The record is from the annotation of a GenBank genome assembly.
UUGUCUCUAUGUCUUCCAGAAAGAAGAUACUUACAGGACUUAAAGUGUGUCCACUUUCCGGACGAUGUCGGAAAUGGUCCGAAUAAGAAAGUUGGGAAAGAGACAUCAUCGCUUUCAUCAGUUUCGUCCGCCAGGAGCUGGGAAAAGUGUGGAGACAGCUUUCUAGACACUCCAGUGAUUAAGAACCUCCAGACAUCAGGGAGAAAGCUGUCAGCUGUAAGGAAGCUGACUCAGUCUCCUUCGUUUGGGCAGAGAAGUGCUUCUUGCAAUAAUGAAGACCCAGUGCAAAUUGCAUGGAGCUCAAGUGACUCUGAACAGUCUGAGAAUGAAAUCGAGCAGCAUCAGUCCAGAGCUGUUUGUAAGCAGCAAGAGGGGCCUCAGAGAUCAAGGAAACCCAUUGCACACGCUCAGUCUUACAGCAGCAUGCUGCGCUUGCUUACCACUGAUAAAGAUGACCACCCUGUUAUAGACACAGACAGUGAUCUGUCUGAUCCGGGGGAAGACAUCGAAAAGGACAGCGGGCAACAAAUCUCAGACUGUGAGUCUACUGAGGACAAACCCAGAGACAGUCCCCUUAAAACUACUAAUAUGAAAGAGCUGGAGAUCUCAGGUUAUGCGUCUGAUGGAGAGAAUAUUGACAGCACAUUAAGCUCAAGCAAACUGGACUCACAGAUCUUCCCUCCCCGAACCGGUGAGGGCAGCAAAAGAUCGGUCAGUGAGUGGCUGAGGUCUGCUCAGGCCAUGCUGCAGACACCUCAAAAACUGAUUGACAGGAAGCCCAAGUCCCCAGAAGAUUCGGCCAAGAAAAAAAGAAAGUUUCAAAGUGGAGGUCUGGCAGAGAGGCUCAGCCGGCUCCAGUGCAGGCAGAGGUCAGCUAUCAGUUUCUGGAGGCACGAGUCCUUCUCUGACACCCCAGCUGCAACAACCACAACAGUGGAUAGGCCCGGCGUUCUGGUGCUGAAACUGCUGGAGGUCCACGAGGAGUGCGGCAUGCAACUGGCACGCUGUGCGCACCAUCAACCCCCUGGAGACGCUCACCAGCAGGCUGUCUCCGAGGACAGGGCUCGUGUGUUGGUAUUAUUCAGCAGAGAGACGGCGGCCCAGCUGAUUCCCGCACCCAGAGAUAUCAUCCACAUAUACCCACCAUGGCAGAGUCUUUCCAUGGAGGGCUUCAGCUGUCCUGUUAUUCUGAACACGCACUUCAGCCAGAAGGUCUCAACUGUUUCGAAAGCAGCCACAUCCUGUCCGAGGCUUCCUCCCUGUGCAGAGAGGCACAUGCAGUCUUAUUUGGGUAAAACGUUUGGACUGCUGGAGAAAUGCAUCAACGAAGGCGACGGUAACACCAGACAGGUUGCCACUUCUGAUGCUCUGCGAAGCUUUGGAGGAUCAGGCAUUUUGACGAGACACUGCACCUCCCUCCUGGAAGCUAUUGAAGGCCUUGGCCAGGCUGGCUCGGUGGAGCAGGAUGUGAAAGUAAUAGUUCAGAGGGUUUACUCCAUCCCUUUGGCGGACUGCUCUCCCGUGUCCAUCCUCAAACAUAGAAUCCCUCUUGGCUCCUCCACAUCACCUCCUCCUGCAGAGAAAAGGAAAACCAGGUUGUGUGUGCUUGUCCAGGAUGGCUAUGGGAUGUUCAGCGUGGUGCAGCUCCACACCCUCGCUCACAGCGACGAGCUCCACCAGUUCUGCCAGAUGUGGCAGGGGAGGACCUGCCUGCUCAAAGGCAUUAAAGUGGUGCAGAGGGUCACUCGAGAGAGGCGCUCCAGGCUUUUCAGCCUGAUAGACAGCCUGUGGCCCCCAGCAGAGCCUCUUCAAGUUCACGGAAACUCACUUAGUAUUCCUGUUGAAAGCAAACCUCCGGGUCUGGCUCCGGGUUUCUGCUACCUGCUGUCCGGUCAGCAGAGCUCCGUUGAGCCUGCUGAGGGUCAGAUUCUGUCCCCGCUCUACCUUCAGCCAACAAAGCGAACUCUACGGGACAUACUGCAGAGCGAGACAGAGGGGCUCCGCUGCAGCUUCGUGGCUGCUGUUUUAUACACAAGAAUGCAGAGCUCUGAUGUAGGCCGUGGCGAGGUGUGGUUGGUGCUGACAGACUCUAGCCUUCAGCAGGAGCAGCCAGAGAGGCCAUGCAGGCAGACGGUGGCUCUGUGCGUGAACGCUUCCUGUGUGCUCACAUCUACCGUCCUCGAAGCACUGAAUUCCCCCACCGUCUGUCACAUGUCAUUCAGAGAUGCCAUCAGAGAAAACGGUGUCCUGCUCUGCGUGGAGCAGUCCGUUAUUCAGGUUUGCUCUGCCGAGCCUGAGGGAAGUAUCGGUUCCCGAGCCCAGCCCGCCUCCCUUUCACCGUCUCUGUCUGAGCCCCAGGUGAAGACCCUGCCUCAGCAUGUGAGGCUGGAUCCCCUGAGUCUGGAGACCACGCCCAACUCUCUCUGCACAGUCACAGGGGUUAUAGUUGGUGUGGAUGAGAACACUGCAUAUUCCUGGCCCACGUGUAAUCUCUGUGGAAGUGACAACUUAAAGCUCUCUCCUGAAAGAUGUCGGAUCUUUCACUGCGACUCCUGCAAAGCGGUGGUGGACAAGCCCGACACAAAGGUCCAGCUGGAAGUCUUCCUCCAGUGCUCCUUGUUAAGUGACUGCACCGUGAAGGUUAAGCUGCAGCAGAAGACAAUCAUGUCUGUACUGAGCGCCACAGCUCUGGAAGGUGAUGAGGGUUAUGAUGUGGAGAAUGUCCUGGGAAAAGAGGUGGGUCCCAUCACUGUGUACACCCGAGUCGUCACCAGGAAGCCUGCCCUCUGGAUGGGCCUGGAAGAGAUAUGCCUGUGA